Messenger RNA from Hypanus sabinus (Atlantic stingray), 5700 nucleotides. Its product is annotated as NACHT, LRR and PYD domains-containing protein 3-like. The transcript is spliced from 13 exons. Gene Ontology annotation, molecular function: protein binding. The record is from RefSeq and is a predicted model, not a curated record. The coding region runs from base 316 to 3612 and encodes 1098 amino acids. Gene Ontology annotation, cellular component: cytoplasm. Lineage: Eukaryota; Metazoa; Chordata; Chondrichthyes; Myliobatiformes; Dasyatidae.
CUCCUGCACCUACUGUCAAUAGAUUAGAUUUAAGGGGAUGGUAGCAUUGAAUGCUGAGCUGCGUCGAUAAAGAGCAUCCUGAUGUUUGUACCUUUGCUGUCCAGAUGCUCCACGGUUGAGUGAAGAGCCAGUGAAACCGCAUCUGUUGUGCCGAGAAGCAGAUGAUCGCAGGUUUCAUGCUGCGCAUGCGCUUAUCGCAGGUUUCAUGCUGCGCAUGCGCUUAUCGCAGGUGGGCGGAGUUUGGGGAAAGUUUUCACCCGUCGAGAGAGGCUCCCGGCUCACCGAGCACCCGGAAUUGGAACACUGAUCUCCAUCAUGGAUGAUGUCGCAAAGAUGAGAGAGGAUCUUGAGAUGUCAACAAGGACGGACAAGGGUCCUAUGACUACAAUCUCUAAGCACACCUCACAGUGGAAUGAGGAACAACUAUUUCAGCUGUCAAAAUUCUACCGGGAAAGACUGAAACAGGCAAUUGAAGAACGUGUGGAAGAACUCACUGAAAUGCUGAGACUGGAAGGACACAUCAGUGAUCAAGAGCAAGAGAAAAUCAUUGAACUUGUGAGGAAGCGAAACCGGCCAGAGGGUUCGAAGGUAUUCUUCAGGCUGGUGAUGGGGAAAGGCUCCCGAGCCCGGAGGGUGAUGUGGGAAGCAUUUGUGAAAAUGCGAAACGAGUUACCGAAAUUGGACAGAAUAUUGAAGGAAAUCCAGGAGCUCGGGGCUGAUAUACCAGAAUACAUGAACAUCAGCCAAGGGUUAACCGAACUCCCACCUCAGUUAAAAGAUGUUCAUGAGAAACAUAAGAAAACACUGCAGGAAGAAACUGAAGAGCUCAGAGUGAACACGAUUUUGUUGAGGGAGAAGGUGAAGGUUUCCAAGCUGGUUGAUCGAUACGCUGAGCUGACGGUCAUUUCUUCUGUUCGAGAGCGGAGGUUUGUGGAACACGAGCUGCUGGCAAGAGGCCGAGACCAUGAGGAGUGGAGAGAGAAACACCUUCGGGGAGAGUUGGAAAAAAUCCAUUCCGAUCAGUUGCUUCAAAGUAGUUUUUCCCAUAGUGUGACUUACUGGCAGCAAAUAAAGAGAUUCUUCGGAUUUGACUCUGUGAAUCCGACAUCAGUGAACAGAGUAAAGCCUGGGAAUUCAGCAGCAGUGGCCGGUGUCCCGGGGAUUGGAAAAACAACAAUGAUGCAGAAGAUUGUUUAUGACUGGGCCACGGGGAAAAUAUACCAACAUUUCCAUUUUGUGUUCAGUUUCAAAUUCAGGGAUUUAAACUCCAUUAACUGUGAAAUAAGCCUGAGGGAACUGAUUCUGAAACAGUAUCCUUACUUUGAGAAUGUUCUGGGAGAAGUCUGGAAGAACCCAGAGGGAUUGCUGUUUAUAUUUGAUGGUUUGGAUGAACUGAAGGAUAGAAUUGAUUUUACUGAGAGUCACAGAGACACAGACCCUCAGCAACGCUGUGCAGACCCAGAAUUCCAGUGCCAUGUGUCCAACAUUGUGUACAAUUUAAUCCAGCACAAGCUUCUCCCAGGGUGUUCAGUGCUGGUGACCACCCGCCCCACUGCCUUACAUUUAUUGGAAAAGGCAGAGAUCAGUGUCUGGGCUGAAAUCCUGGGAUUUGGUGGUGAGGAACGGAAGGAUUAUUUUAACAGGAUUUUUGAAGAUCGCACAGUGGCAGAAGCUGUUUUCAAACACAUGGAGGAGAACAAGAUCCUGUACACCAUGAGCUACAACCCCUCCUACUGCUGGAUUCUCGCUCUGGCAUUGGGCCCCUUCUUCACACAAAAAGACAGGGACCCACAGCGAGUUCCCAAGACCAUCACCCAACUGUACUCCUACUAUAUUUACAACAUCCUGAAAAACCACGGCCGAGAGAUUGAAAACCCCCGUGAUGUGUUACUCAGGGUUGGUCAGAUGGCCUUCAGAGGAGUGUCCGAGAAGAAGAUUGUGUUUACAGAUGCAGAUUUGAUCAAGUACAAUCUGCAUCCUUCCCAGUUCCUGUCGGGGUUCCUGAUGGAGCUUUUGGAGAGGGAUGAUUCUGCCAGAUGUAUGGUGUACACAUUCCCACACCUCACCAUUCAAGAAUUUGUAGCUGCACUUGCACAAUUCCUCACCCCAGAGCUCAAGGAUACUGUGAAGCUCCUCGCUGAAGCCUACUGCAUGACAGAUGGGCGAUUUGAGGUAUUCCUCCGUUUUGUUGCUGGUCUCUCCUCGGGGUCAGCCUGGCGCUGGAAUGAAUUUCUGGGUCCAUUUCCUGCCGAUACAGCCUGCCGGGUGAUUGACUGUGUGAAGGAGGAGAUCAAACGUCGGAGUGGAAACACAGAGAAUGAAGUCGAUAAAAGGAGCCUCCUGAACACACUGCACUACCUGUUUGAGUCUCAGAAUCAUGGGCUGUCUCAGGACUCACUGGGAUCUGUGGAAAAACUUUCACUCAGUGGUCUGCGACUGACACCGAUCGACUGUGCGGUCCUGUCUCAUGUCAUUGGGUUCUGUGAUACAGUAAAGCACCUUGACCUGGAUCACUGCUACAUUCAGUGUGAAGGACUCCAACGGCUGGCACCCAGUCUUCACAGAUGCCAAGAGUUGGGAUUGGCAAACAAUGAAUUGGGUGAGGGUGAUUCCGCAGUGAAACUGAUCUCUGUAGCUCUGACUGACCAGGGCUGUAAAAUACAAAAACUGCGAUUGGGCAAUAAUGGUAUUACAGCCUCUCAGACUUCAAUCCUCGCCUCUGCUCUCGUUAAAAACAGCUCACUGGUGCAGCUCGAUAUGAAAGACAACAGACUGGGAGAUACAGGUGUAAAACAGCUGUUAGGAGUUCUGAGUAACUCGGAAUGUAAAAUACAGAAACUGGGGCUGAAGAACAACAGUUUCACAGCCUCCUGCGCCAAGAAUCUUGCCUGCAUUCUCAGAACAAAUCACUCUUUGAUCAAACUGGAACUGGAUAACAAUAAGCUGGAGGAUUCGGGAGUCAAACUAUUGUCUGAAGUUCUAAGGAACCCGCAAUGUAAAAUACAGGAACUGCGGCUAUGUAGAAUCGGUCUCACAGCAACUGGUGCAGAGUAUCUCGCCUCCGUUCUAGCUACUAGCCCGUCACUGACAGAUCUUGCCCUGGACUAUAAUAAUUUGGGUGAUUCAGGGGUGAAGCUGAUAUUUGGACCCCUGAUCAACCCAGAGUGUAAAAUACAGAAACUACGAUUAUGGGAUGUUUCUCUCACAGAUUCAUUCUGUGAGGACCUCGCUAUCGCUCUCAAAACAAACUGCUCCCUGAAGCUUCUGUCACUGGGUGAUAACAAUAUUGGAGACUUAGGGGUGACACGUCUGUCUAAGGAGAUGGUGAAGCUCCAAUGUAAACUACAGGAACUAGAUCUGUACAAUAAUGGUUUGACUGAUUCCUGCACGGAGUCCCUCUGCUUUGUUCUCAACAAAAUGAGUUCACUGAAAAUGUUGGACCUGGGAGGAAACUCCUUCACAGACAAAUCCACCGACUCCUUCCGCAAGCUGAUACUACGACGCAAGAGUUUGAGGCACAUCACGCUGAGGGGGAAUCGAUUCACUGCAGAUGGGCAGAAUCAUCUGUUGUCAUUACGGGGAAACAGACGUGGUCUUAAUGUUACAGUGUGAGUCAUUCAAAUGUAGAAUUUUAUCUCCUCCUGGACAGAAUAGCAUUCGUUGAUUUCACUGUGGCACCAGAUUUAAACCCUAAACAUCUACGGUUCUAGAUGAGCGUGUGCCUCCACACAUCAUCAGUGGCCCCAGUGCAGUUUCAGGUGUCAUAGCUGCAGGGUCGCUUGCCCAAUCUCUCUGUACAAAGCAUCGACUGUACUUCUUCCUAUAGAUGCAGCCUGCCCUGCUGCGUUCCAUCAGCAUUUUUAGAAAUGGCCAAAGGUGGGCUCCAGCUGUACUGCCAAGCGAUAGCAGGAAUCCAAGUCGUUCAAGCUAGAUUUAAGUUCCACUUCCUCAGGAUCCUGCAGAGGUUCGGCAUGCCAUUGAAAACCUUGACAAGCCUCAAUAGAUGGAUGGUGAAAAGUGUGCUGACUGCCUGCAUUCCAGCCUGGUAUGGAAACUCCAAUGCCUUUCAGCAGGAAAUCCUGCAAAAGGUAGUGGAUUUGGCCCAGUAUAUCACAGGUGAAACCCUCUCAACCAUCGAGCACAUCUACAUGAAUCAUUGCCAUAGAAAAGCAGCAUCCAUCAUCAAAGAUCCUCACCACACAGGCCAUGCUCUUUUCUUGCAGCUGCCAUCAGGUAUAAGGUACCAGAGCCUCAGGACUCGCACCACCAGGUCUAAGAACAGUUACUAUCCAUCAAUCAUCGGGAACUUGAGGAAAAGGGGAUUGCUACACUCAUUUAAGGACUCUGUUGUAUUGUUACUUCAAGCUUGUUAUUUAUUGCUCUUUAUAUCUGCAGUAGUACAGUUUGUUUACAUUAACUGUUCCUAAUGAUUGCCGUUUAUUGUUACUGUUCUGUAAAUUUGCAAAGUAUGCCCGCAGAAAAAAAAUCAGGGUUGUAUGUGGUGAUAUGUUUGUAUUCUGAUAAUAAAUUUUACUUUGAAUUUUGAAAUUUCAAGCUUUGACAGAAAAUUAUCAGUAUGGCAAAGGCUGUGAAAGUAGUCAAAACCCUAGCUGCAGCAAGGCACAGUUAGUUAGGACGCUCGCUUGGUGCCAAGUCACAAAUGUAUUAUGAACUUUGGGCACUUCUCUAUAUACUUUGCACGUUCUCACUAUGACCACAAGGAUUCCUUCACGCUCUUUCCUGUGUAUCAAAAAGGCACGAGGGUGAGUUGUAUUAGUUGCCAGCUGUCUUUUCUCCAGCGUGUCAAUGUUUAAUGUGCGAGGCACAGUCGUUGUGUGAAUUAAUUCAAUUUUCCCUUUGCCGCCUCAAAAAAAAUCAGUGUACCCAAGAAAGUGAGGGCAAGAGGAGAAAAUGGAAAUAGAUGCAUUAAUUCACUACACCCCAAACCAUUAUGAUAAGUGCAGAGAGGUGAGAGUGUGCAGGGUGGCGAGAGAAGGAGGGCAAGAUGUGUGUGUGUGUGUGUGUGUGUGUGUGUGUGUGUGUGUGUGUGUGUGUGUGUGUGUGUAUGUGUGUGUGUGAGACAUUAACAGAUGCUUGGUCUAUCAGGGACCAAUCACAUGAUAAAUUGACAGCGUUCCUCUAACUCUGAAACAUUUGAGAGUUAUUCUGCUCUUCACAAAUUCCAUCCAUCCCGUACAGAGGCAGGUGGCGGGUGCUUUGGGUGGCUCGAGGAUGCAGAAAGAACUUAAGCAGCUUCUCGACACUGACUGCACCAGUGGCGUUCAGUGUUUAAUGUGCCACACAAUAGUGCCAGCUGAUGCUAUAAGUUAAGGUCAACAUCAGAAAAAUACUAGUUGUGCAAAUUGAUCCAUGAUCUGACCAGAAACACCAAAGAUAACAGAUAUAUCGUAGUACACGUUAUUUACCUAUAGUGUUUUAAGCCAGUGGAUCUGUUGUAAUGUGGAAAGGUUUACACACUUUGCAAGCUUUAUCAGGGUAUGUGUCAUUUUUAUGGGGAAUUGGAUUCACUGUGUGAAGGAAAUGGAACACAUUUCACAGAAAAUCUGUAUGUGACACUCUCUUUCAUGCUUCCCGCCAGACUGUAAUGGUGUAGACAAAUGCCCACUUUACAAAUCAGUCACAUCCGGGAAAUUAACCAAAUAUUGCAUAAUAUCAUAAUCAAAAGGCAAAUUUUUGUUU